Drosophila guanche is the source of this 595-nucleotide messenger RNA. RefSeq lists its product as uncharacterized. NCBI's taxonomy places the organism in Eukaryota, Metazoa, Arthropoda, Insecta, Diptera, Drosophilidae. The record is from RefSeq and is a predicted model, not a curated record. The transcript has 3 exons. The coding region runs from base 269 to 580 and encodes 103 amino acids.
CGCAAUUUGUGGAUUGCUCUUGCUAAUAUUUCAAUUUAGACAUCUUUUGAAUAAGCGUACACCGCGCAUAAUUGUGGCAACUGAACGCACUUCAAUAAAUUAUCACUUGGGCGCGGUUUUACCAACUAAAAACAACAAAAUCGUGUAAAUCAACAGCAUAAUGGAGGGAACUGAACAGAAUUCAAUUUUCGCACGUCUGAACGCUCGCUACGGGAAUCUAACUUCACCGUCCCCGCGUGACGUGACCAACGUGCGUAAGGCGUAGAACAUGUCCCUGGCUCAAAGGCGAUUGAAGAAUGCCGUCAAGGAAUACGUGGAGGUGGACGUCAACAACAAUGUGGAGUUAUUCGAGCAGCAGAAUAUCAAUCCGAAUAUGGAAACCAAGAAAACCAUUGUCAAGAUAUGCAUAUGCGACCGUCCAAUGAAGCUCCUCGAGUGUGGCCGCUGCCACCAGUCCUUCCGUGGACGCAUUGCCGCCAAAUGCGAGAAGCAUCCAGCGGAGGCGUUCCUGAUGGACUUUCGCGAGUGUCCCUACUGUAUGGCGAACCGUGACGUCGAACUAGCUGAUGAUGAUCAAUAAGCCGAGUUUGAUACU